UGUUCCUCUUCCUCCUUAGCAAGCACCGCCUCGGGAAGGUCCCCGCCUGCCCGCUGGGUUGCAUUUUCCCGCCUUGCUGGAGAAGUUGCCACGGGGAUCUUUGGUCUGAGCUUAAAGCAUGCUGACAACAAAAGUAUUCACUCUGGUCCUGGUGGUACAACCACAGCGAGUCUUGCUGGGCAUGAAAAAACGUGGAUUUGGGGCUGGGCUCUGGAACGGAUUUGGAGGGAAGGUGCAGACUGGCGAGACAGUUGAGCAGGCAGCAAAAAGGGAGCUACAGGAAGAGAGUGGACUGAUGGUGGACACCUUGCAGAAGAUGGGACAGAUAACUUUUGAGUUUGUGGGCAACACUGAGCUGAUGGAAGUCCAUAUUUUCCGCACCGACAGUUUUCAAGGAGACCCCACGGAAAGCGAUGAAAUGCUUCCACAAUGGUUUGACCUGGACCAGGUGCCUUUCAAGAACAUGUGGCCAGAUGAUAUCUACUGGUUUCCUCUUCUGCUCCAGAAGAAGAAGUUCCUUGGCUACUUUAAGUUCCAGGGGCAGGACACUAUCUUAGAAUACACCCUGAAAGAAGUGGAGAAGAUAUAAGAGGAGACCAAGGACGUUAAGCACUUCAAGGCCGAGAUUUGAACCACUGGCAAUAUUGGCCGAGAACCAAGCAGUUAAGAACUUGACACAAAUGACCCUUUCCAUCAGCCCCACGGCGAAGGAAACAACUCUCUCCCGCAAGUGUGAGGCUAGCAACAAAGCAGGGCAGCUGCUCUCUUGCAGGAGACAAAGGGCAACACUUCUUAGGCAUGCACAACUGCCUAACUGCCAACUGUUCCUA
Messenger RNA from Lacerta agilis (Sand lizard), 830 nucleotides. It is a transcript of the gene NUDT1, whose product is annotated as nudix hydrolase 1. Bases 119 to 589 code for a protein of 156 amino acids. Lineage: Eukaryota; Metazoa; Chordata; Lepidosauria; Squamata; Lacertidae. Gene Ontology annotation, biological process: DNA protection. The transcript has 4 exons. The record is from RefSeq and is a predicted model, not a curated record. Gene Ontology annotation, molecular function: 8-oxo-7,8-dihydroguanosine triphosphate pyrophosphatase activity.